This is a messenger RNA of Andrographis paniculata, 636 nucleotides long. Its product is annotated as 60S ribosomal protein L30-like. NCBI's taxonomy places the organism in Eukaryota, Viridiplantae, Streptophyta, Magnoliopsida, Lamiales, Acanthaceae. The transcript has 5 exons. Gene Ontology annotation, cellular component: cytosolic large ribosomal subunit. Bases 106 to 444 code for a protein of 112 amino acids. Gene Ontology annotation, molecular function: structural constituent of ribosome; RNA binding. The record is from RefSeq and is a predicted model, not a curated record.
AAUUUUCAAAUAAACCAUCUUAUAAAAACCCUAUUCUGUACCGCAGCUUCGCCAGAUUAGGGUUUCAUCGGCGUCUUGGCAUCUGCAAGGGUUUGAGCCGCAACAAUGGUUGCCACCAAGAAAACCAAGAAGACGCAUGAGAGCAUCAACAAUAGGCUCGCUCUGGUGAUGAAGAGCGGCAAAUACACGCUCGGUUACAAGACCGUUCUCAAAACCCUUCGUAGCUCAAAAGCGAAAUUGGUUCUUAUCUCUAACAACUGCCCCCCGUUGAGGAAAUCAGAGAUAGAGUACUAUGCAAUGCUUGCAAAAGUUGGGGUUCACCACUACAAUGGAAAUAAUGUCGAUUUGGGAACUGGUUGUGGGAAGUACUUCCGCGUGUCUUGCCUCAGCAUUAUUGACCCUGGUGACUCGGACAUCAUUAAAUCAUUGCCCAGCGAACGCUGAGAAAUCAUAGACACUGUGUUAUGCCUUUCUCUUUUGUAUUUCGUGCGCAUCCCUAAUAUGAGACAACUAUAGGAGAUUUGCACUGAAAUUUUUAUUGUUAAUUUUGUUUGCUGGGUUGCUUGUUUUGGACACCUCUUUGCAGUUUGGAGAAUAUGACAUAAGAUUUUCUGAGAGAGUUUAUUUUCUCUUGAA